GCCUUGAAACCCUUCUCUCUUUUUUGCCCUAAUGGAUCUCUACUUUCCCUUUAGCUUUACAACUUUUGCUCUCUUUCUACCUUUGGUCUUCCUGUUUCUCACCAAAUGGAAGAAGUCCAAAGAUGGUAAAAAACUGCCACCAGGUCCCAAGAAAUUGCCUAUUAUUGGACACAUGCACCUCGUAAGUUCACUUCCACAUCGUUCUUUCAGAGAUUUAGCCAAAAUAUAUGGACCAUUAAUGCACUUGAAGCUCGGUGAAACUUCAACCAUUGUCGUAUCUUCACCCAAAAUCGCCAAAGAGGUAUUGAAAACUCAAGAUCCUACUUUUGCAGCUAGGCCAGGAACUCUAGCUCUUGAAAUUAUUUCCUAUAACCAUGCCGCCAUUUCAUUUAGUCCAUAAGAUGAUUACUGGAGACAAAUGCGAAGAAUAUGCAUUUUAGAACUCUUAAGUGCCAAGCAGGUGAAAUCGUUUGGAUCCAUUAGGAAUGAUGAGGUUCUUAAUCUCGUCAAAUCUAUUAGAUCUUCUGCUGGAAAACCAAUAAAUCUCACAGAAAAGAUUAUCUCGACAAUGAGUGCCACGACUUGCAGAGCGGCGUUUGGUAAGGUAUGCAAGGAUAAAGAAACGCUGAUAAAAAUAAUGAGGAAAGCUUUAGCCUUGUCGGGAGGCUUUGAUCUUGCCGAUCUGUUUCCUUCAUUGAAGAUGCUUAAAACCCUUAGUUGGAAUAAGCUAAAGUUGUUGGCAAUGCGUCGCAAGCUUGAUGAGAUUCUUGAUGGUAUAAUUGGUGAACACAGAGAAAAUUUGGUAAAAAUGAGUAAUGGAAAUGGAGAGCUAGAUCAAACUGGAGACUCAAAAAGAAAGGGAAAUGGAGAGUUUGGCAAUGAAGAUUUAGUUGAUGUCUUCCUACGAAUAAAAGAGAGUGGUGAACUCCAGUUUCCAAUUGACAAUGACAAAAUCAAAGCUGUUAUUUCUGAAAUGUUCUCUGCUGGUACAGAAUCAUCAUCAUCGACAAUCAAUUGGACAAUGGCAGAACUCAUGAGGAAUCCUCGUGUAAUGGCGAAAGCACAAGCUGAAGUUCGAGAAACCUUCAAUAGACAAAAAACCACUGAUACUCAAAACUUGAAGUACCUAAAGUUGGUGAUAAAAGAAACUCUUAGACUUCAUUCUCCUCUUCCUCUUAUUCCAAGAGCUAGCAGAGAAGAUUGUGAAGUCAAUGGAUAUUUUAUACCUGCCAAUGCAAAAGUGUUCGUAAAUACGUGGGAAAUCGGAAGAGAUCCCAAGUAUUGGACUAACCCAGAAAGUUUCCAACCAGAGAGAUUUGAGAACAACCCUAUUGAUUUGACAGGAAAUAACUUCGAAUAUCUUCCGUUCGGGUCAGGAAGAAGAAUAUGUCCUGGAUUGACAUUUGGUUUAACUGGCGUUGAGCUUCCAUUAGCUCAACUUCUCUAUAACUUCGACUGGAAACUCCCGGAAGGAAUCAGUCCAGAUAAUUUAAACAUGAUCGAGAACAGUGGAAUGACUGCAUCAAGAAAAGAAGACCUCUACUUAUUUGCUGAUCCUUUCACCAACGACUUAUCCUAGGAAGAUCAUCUGCUGUGAAUCUUGUUAGUGUUUGUUGUGAUGCAUCUCAUAAAUAAAACAUGCUUUUGUUUCUUUAAUAUAUAUAUAUAUAUAUAUAGAAGUGUCCCAACUAUUUGGGAGACGACGUUGAAUAAAUUGU
This is a messenger RNA of Olea europaea var. sylvestris, 1718 nucleotides long. RefSeq names its product premnaspirodiene oxygenase-like. Gene Ontology annotation, molecular function: iron ion binding; heme binding; oxidoreductase activity, acting on paired donors, with incorporation or reduction of molecular oxygen. The record is from RefSeq and is a predicted model, not a curated record. NCBI's taxonomy places the organism in Eukaryota, Viridiplantae, Streptophyta, Magnoliopsida, Lamiales, Oleaceae. Bases 419 to 1579 code for a protein of 386 amino acids. The transcript has 2 exons.